Messenger RNA from Plasmopara halstedii, 318 nucleotides. RefSeq lists its product as uncharacterized. Lineage: Eukaryota; Oomycota; Peronosporomycetes; Peronosporales; Peronosporaceae. The transcript has 2 exons. The record is from RefSeq and is a predicted model, not a curated record. The coding region runs from base 1 to 318 and encodes 105 amino acids.
AUGAGAUAUGGAGCAAUCCCAUCAUCUUCAGAACAGCCACUUCUUCCAGCAGCUACAUUAGUGAACCCAGAAAAUACUGUCGAAGUGUUUGUCGCUGACUUUAAUGGCGUCGCAUUGCUAUUAAAGGUUCCAGUGGGAACAACAAUGACAGAUUUGGUGGAUGCCGCAUAUGAAAUGCCCUCGUUUAAGAAAGGAGACUUUCUCGGCUUUGAAGAUGUAAAUUCGCGGUUGAAUCAUCCUGUGACGGCAGCCGAUGCAAGAAGAUGGACGGCCGAUAAACCACUCCGAUUGAAGUACAAGAGAGACAAAACAUGUUAA